This is a messenger RNA of Psilocybe cubensis, 840 nucleotides long. RefSeq lists its product as uncharacterized. The transcript has a single exon. Lineage: Eukaryota; Fungi; Basidiomycota; Agaricomycetes; Agaricales; Agrocybaceae. Bases 1 to 840 code for a protein of 279 amino acids. The record is from RefSeq and is a predicted model, not a curated record.
AUGUCCAAAUCAUCAGGCCACCAUCGUGCUACUAUUUCCAGUCCCUCAUCUGGCAGCAACGGCGUUCUACCACUCCUCUUUGCCGGCUCCGGUACUGCCUUUGCACUCCUCCUCCUCUUCGCAGCAUAUCACCUCCUACGACACAUCGUCUCGACGUGCCGACGUCGCCGUCGCCACAGGGGACCAGCAAGUCAGAGCGCAGGCAUUAAACGUGACCUUAGACAGAACACGUACGGCCGUCUCGCGAGCCGCGUCGGGCACCCCGCCUCGGAUGACGAUGGAGAGUCGAUAACACAGGACAAGGACGUGCGCCGCGCAAGUGCCAUCGCAAACUCGGGGAGUGAAGAUGGAGACCCCGCCGCGCCACCCCUCGCACUGCAGAUCUACGUAAAUCGCCUCGAAGAGCGCGUGCAGCACCUCGAACGUGUACUUGAAGCGCGCGGCGCUACAAGUGCAAUGAACCCUAUCUCACUCGUCGUGGCGGCGCGAGCGCGAGCUCCAAGUACAUCUCAAGGUUUAUUUGAAAUGGAUACGGAUAUGGAAACGGCCACUGGCACGGGCACCGCAGGCGGUGACAGCCAGCAGUUUGACGCUGCUGCGACCACUACCAUAGCACGCGCACACGCAAACCCGUUUUUACAGGACGAGGAAGAGAGCCGCUUCCGACGCGACGGACUACCUCCAUCUCCGGAGCCAGAGAGAACGAACGACAGCCCUCUGAGCUACACGACCAAUACCCAGCGAGGGUCUCAGGCUGAGAGCGUGAACUCCGUUGGCGGGCGCAGCUCCCCUCCCGAAUACCGCUCGCGAGAGGUAUCUCUAAGGAGCAAUGCAAAUUAG